GAUGUGCUUGGUUUGUGGAAGCUGGCAAAAGUUGCGAUAAAGAAAUCCUUGGUGAAAAGAACAUAGUGAAAGCAUCUUAGUUGGUACGAAGGGAGUUUGUAAGCAGUGCAAUGUCUUUCCACCCUCGACCCCCGGGUACCACGAUUGUAUCCGCCGGGAUGCCGUACAUAGCACCACCGAUAGUUCAACAACCUAUGAUACCCGCCAUGAAUCAGCCACCUCCAACCAAUAGAGGAGGAAGCUUCCGGUCCGGUGCUACCAUUGGAUCGCGCCCACAAAUGUACAACAACAAGCCUCCGCCACAACCAGAACCGGUGUACGAUGGGCCGAUAGUAACCGUGUUUGUUGGCAACAUAAGCGAAAAGGUACCGGAUCCAAUGAUAAAACAGAUACUGGCAACCUGCGGCACAGUUGUAAACUGGAAGCGGGUGUCAACAUUUGGGUUUUGCGAGUAUGAUCCGGCGGGAGGUGCUCGAGCCGUCCGUUUGGUGCACGAUUUGGAGGUCGGCGGUAAAAAGCUGGUUGCAAAGGUCGACGCUAAGAAUAAGGCUUUGCUGGAUUCGUUCCGUGAGGAUGAAAGCAAUGCGGAAACAACCAACGAAGCGUCUGAAAAGCGUGGCGAUGACGAUGCGAUGGAAUCGAUCAACCGUAUACUGGAAGAUUUCCGGGAAGAGCUGGCCGCGGUCGAGCAGCAGCAGGAGGAAACGCAAGCAAAGCAGAAGAAAAUGCUUCAAACGGUCGACAUCGAAGACGGCAAGCGGGACAUUAUCAAUAAGGAGAUUGGCAAGUUCCGCAAGUACACCGAGGAGGAGGAACUGAAGAAGGAGAAGGAAAAAGAACGCAAAAAACGGGAGGAAAAGAGGACCGAAGAGAAGCAGCGACGUUCGGCGUCACCGCGAAAGGAUAAGAAAGCACCGGCCGCAUCGUCGUCCUCGUCGAGACGCCGUAGCCGAUCACGUUCACGGGAUCGCGAGCGAGACCGCGAAAGGGAACGCGAGCGUGAACAGCGAGAACGGGAAAAGGAACGCGAACGGGAGCGUGAACGCGAGUUGCGUGAAAGGGAACGAGAACGAGAGCGUGAACGUGACCUGGAACGCCAGCGGGAACGCGAAAGGGAGCGGGAACGCGAACGCGACCGGGAACGCGAGCGAGAACGUGAACGCGAGGACCUAAAGGUGAAUCGGAAUCCGCGGGACAUUCAGAAGGAGAAGGAAAUGGAAGAAGAAGCCCGGGAACGGAAGAAAGCUGAGAAAAAGGCACGUGAUAAGGAAGCAGCCUAUCAGGAGCGUCUCAGGAACUGGGAAGCACGCGAAAGGAGGAAGGCAAAGGAUUAUGAGAAGGAACGUGAAAAGGAUCGCUGCAAGGAAGAGGAGCGCGAGAAAGAGGCAAAACGUUUGAAGGAAUUCCUUGAGGACUACGAUGAUGAUCGUGAUGAUCCGAAAUACUACAAGGGACGUGAACUUCAGCGAAGGCUUGCUGAGCGAGUUCGCGAAGCAGAUGCCGACUCCAAGGAUCGUAACAAAGAGCAAGAGGAACUGGAUGAGCUGAAAAACAAAAUAUUCAGCGGAGAGUACGAUAACCCCACGCUGGAGUUUGAGAAAGCCAAAAAGGAACGGGAGGAUUUGUACAAACCGAAGAUUCUGAUUGACGUGAAUCUGGAACAGUCGCAGCAGCGCGAAAGAGAAAUAGAGCGUGAGCGUAUGCGGGAGAUAGAACGGCAACGCGCGAAGGAACGCGAGCGUAUGAACAAGGAACGCUACGUGCUUGCACAGGCCUCCCGGGAGCUUGCCUCGGUUGAUGCGGAACCGAUAGAUUCCGAUUCCAGCGGUCAGGACAAUUUCAAUUCUCCCGCAGGAAGCGCCCAACAGGCCAUUAGUGGUGCAUCCAAUGGACCGGGUUCAGGAUCAGCCAGCAUGACGGACGGAUUGGGCAACAGCAAUCACCACCAUCAUCAUCCCCACCAGUCUCACCAUCACGCACACCAUCAUCAUCAUCACCACCAUUCGCAUCAUGGUGCGUCGGAGCAACGAGUCGCGUCGGCAGGACAGCAUCCAGCCCACGCUGGAUCCGAAACACGGGACUCGUUCGGGCUGAUGGGACACGGUGGAGCUGCCGGUGGUGUUGGCGGCUCGUCAUCAGCCAUGAUGGGCAUGAUGAACGAUGAGAAUUCACGGCAUUCUUCAAGGUCCAACUCGCAACACGAUGUUCCAGAGAGUCCGGAACCUGACACCAACAGCGGCAUGAACUCUUUAUCGGAUAAAUCAGCCCACCAUCACCAGCACCAGCCUCAACCACAACAGUCCACGGUGGGGCCAACGAUUAGCUUGAAUCUAAAUGUGAACGCGAAAAAGAAAAAGCUUGAAGUAAAGGACGUGUUCAACAGCCUCGACGACGAUACCGAAGAAUCGAACGGGCCGAAAAAACGCAAACUGGUUCCACUAGAAUAUGAAGACGGUCGGGGCCAGACAGAUACGCCGACCGGUACCGCUAACAGCACACCGGCCGGAUCGAAUCCAAAAUCAUCCAAGGGUAGAAGGGACGAGGCCAGCACCAGAGAGUCCCAGAAGUCACAGGAGGAAAAGCGUAAAAACAUAAAGAGUAUUAUCGACAAGAUACCGACGGAGAAGAACGAUCUCUUCAACUACCCGCUCGACUGGAAUGAGAUCGACAGUACCAUCGAAAAGAAGAUUCGGCCAUGGAUCAACAAAAAGAUUAUCGAAUACAUCGGCGAACCCGAGCCGACGUUGGUCGAUUUUAUCUGCUCGAAGGUACUCGCAGGUAGCACCCCCCAAGGAAUCCUGGAUGAUGUACAGAUGGUUCUUGACGAAGAGGCCGAAGUGUUCGUGGUGAAAAUGUGGCGAUUGCUGAUAUACGAGGUGGAAGCUAAAAAGGUUGGCCUAGCGAAUGUAUGAGUGUUUUGUAUGUCGAGGACAUCAGCUAUGAAGAGUGAUUUGGACUCUUGUGGCAGGUGACUAGGCGGGAAACUGUUCCAAUUAUCGUUGAGCAACGCGAAUGGAAAUAAUGGCGUAAGGGAACGAACGCCUUUCGCACGGCCCAUAGUAGUGGAUGGCUGAAGAAUGGUCGAAAGGACAAACACAAAACCAUACCUCGCUGGAACUGGAAGACGGCGGUAAGCGAAAAUACGUUCUGAUGAAAGUGUUUACCGACGAAUUAAUCCGUCGACCGAAUACAUUGUAU
Molecule: messenger RNA, 3198 nt
Organism: Anopheles coustani
Lineage: Eukaryota; Metazoa; Arthropoda; Insecta; Diptera; Culicidae
Product: RNA-binding protein 25
Exons: 8
Coding region: 111-2912 (933 amino acids)
Biological process (GO): mRNA processing; regulation of alternative mRNA splicing, via spliceosome
Cellular component (GO): spliceosomal complex
Molecular function (GO): mRNA binding
Source: RefSeq, a predicted model, not a curated record